AUUACCGGUCAAACAAAGCAUUGUUGCACGCUAGUUCUGUUGAGACAAAAGCGAAAAUAUGUCUGUGAGCGCGACAGCCAGAGUUUUUUCCGAUAGAGUUAAACAUUUAGAAGGUGAUGAUAAACGAAGAUACGUCGAAAAAUUAGAGACACUUGGCAUAGAGGAUCCGUUUUUAAUGCCGACUUCGAUGUUUUCACCAAUAAGAGAUUUGACUGUUAAUUCGCGUCCCAGUCUUGGACAACUGGAUAUACUCAUGUUUCUGCUGAAUAAGUCGUCGAUAUUUACACAAAAGAGUUUGAAAGCGUAUAAAACUCUGGAUGCAUACAAAUACUUUGAUGCUGGAUUGGUAAGAGAUGUUGUAUCCUGUAGAACAGAACGAAACAAGUCUCACCUUGUGAUGGCAAAGGUGCUCCAUUCUCAGGAACAAUCUGAACCACCUCUGCAUCCAUGGAUGGCAAUAGAUGAGGACGGCAGUAUUUUGUUUGCCCAUUGUACAUGCAUGGCAGGAUUGGAUGAAGUUUGUUCACAUGUGGCGGCUACCUGUUUUGCUGUUGAAGCAGAGAUUAGAAUUGCAAAUUCCACUUCUUGUGCUUCAGUUGCACCUUCUUGGCUUGAACCAUCAGUUAGUAUGCCAUUUGAAUAUGCUGAGACCAUUAAAAUAAACUUCACAAGUUCCCAGUGUAGGCAGAGCAAAGGUGUGGAUUAUAUGGAGGUGCCUCAGUCUGUGGUAUACAGAGAACUUGGACCACUCACAGCUGAUGACACCACUUCAUUUUAUCAACGACUGAAUGGCACUGGUGCUAAACUCCCUGUUCUCUCAGUACUGCCCGAGUUUUCGAAGAAUUACAUCCCGGAGGUUGUGUCGGUUCCUCUCUCCAGACCGUUGACUGACCUUUUUGAUGAAUCGUGGCUCCACGCCUCAUUUGAGGAUCUAUCUGUCCACUGCAUGGACGUAUAUAACAGUAUAUCCAUGUCACAAGAUGAGAUUAAUGGUGUUGAAUUCCACACAAGGAGACAGAGCCAGUCUGAUGCCUGGUUUUCUUUCAGUGCUGGGAGAAUUACUGCAUCUGUGUUGAGGGCAGUAACUCGCACCAGACCCGACAAACCAUCUGUUUCAUUGAUUGCUAAGAUCUGUUACCCAAAAAGUCACUCCUUUUCAACCAAAGCGACAAGAUGGGGUUGUAAACACGAGGAAACGGCUCGAACGGAAUAUGAGAAUCUAAUGGAAUCAAAGCACACUGGUUUCACAAUUCGAGAGUGUGGACUCUUCAUCGAUGCCACAUUCCCAUUCAUUGGUGCUUCCCCAUAUGCGUUGGUGACUUGUGAUUGUUGUGAGUCAUGGAUUUUGGAGAUCAAAUGCCCCUACUGCCAUAUAGAUCCGACGAUUGAGACAGCAACUGAGAACAGCGAUUUUUAUAUCCGAAAUGAAAGUGGGAAAUUGACACUGAAACAAGAUCAUGCAUAUUAUUUUCAGAUACAAUGUCAGCUUCAUGCCACUCAGAAGCAGUAUUGUGACUUUGUUGUCUGUACAAACAGUACAAUUUUUAUUGAAAGAAUUGAACCGGACACCAAUUUGUUCAGUGAAAUUGUAAAGAGUGCAGAAACAUUUUUCAAAUCAUGCAUUCUUCCAGAACUUGUGGCUAAAUACUUUACUCAAGAGAGGGCUUUGCCAAGUAUUACUGAUGAUGUCUGCUACUGUAAAGAAGCAGAUGAGAAAAAGACUUUGAUAAUUUGUUCUUCUGACACAUGUACUGUCAAAUAUUUUCAUCAAGAAUGUCUGGGAUUGACAUCAGGUUCCAAAAAUUGGAAGUGCUCAGGAUGCAAAAAAUUGGAGAGAUUCCAAAAAGACCAAUUAAGCAAAUAUGACGACUAGUGUUAUCUUUUUUUUUUUAAUUAUUUAUUUUUAAAAUUUCUGAGGCCCCGUAGCUCAGUGGUUAGAGCACUGGUUUGGUAAACCAGGGGUUGUGGGUUCGUAUCCCACUGGGGCCUUUACUCCCUGAGAAGGGUUGCGUCAGGAAGGGCAUCUGGUAUAAAAAUUGUGCCAAACAUAAAUAUGCGUUCAUCUGAGAUGAUACGCUGUGGUAACCCUGAAACGGAUAAGCCGAAAGAAAUACACCCAUUUAUUUUUAAAAUUUCUGUUACUCUGUUAUUCACACCCGGUAUAUCUGCCAAGGUGGGUUGUGGGAACUUUUGUGUUUUUGGUGACAGGUUGUCUUGUAAACUUUGGAGCCAUACUUUCAACAGGCUAUCUGCUAAAAAACUAAGUUUCUUUUGGCUUGUCCCGUUGGGGGUAGCCACAGCGUGAAAUCUCAGAUGAAUGCUCAUAUUUGUUUGGCACAGUUUUCACACCAGAUGCCCUUCCUGACGCAACUGCUCUUGAGUAGAGGCCCCAGUGAGAUACAAACUCACAACCCCUGAUUCACCUAACCAAUGCUCUAACCGCUGAGCUAUGGGGUCUCCUUCCACCAGACUGUUUGCUCCUGGUUUAUAAUUAAGAAGUUUCGUGUCAUGUUAGAGCAAAUGUUUUUGUAAGUGAUUUAUCAUUUAUUUGGUUUUUGAGUAUCUAUAAAUCCUUGUAAGUGAUGCAAACAUUUGACAAUGUAUCGGUUCCUGCUGUAUUACUAAGAUUGAGUUCUUUUUUGUAUUAGUUCACCUAUCUGUGAUUUUGUGGAAAAAUGAAUUCUCAUACUGCAGGUAUUCCUGACCCCGAAUGCCAUAACUAGUAUCUGUAUUAUUGUUUUAUCAUAAUUCACACUUCGACAAAUAAUGCAGUCAGAUAUGUGACAAAAUGUUGCUGGUGAUUACAUUCAUUGCACUUUCUUGACACCUGCUUACUGUAAAAUCCCAAUCGGAUGGUCCAUUGGGGCUGAAACAUUACAAAGAGCACUCGCUACUCUAACUGUCCUAUCCAGUGUUGUGUAAAAUCCAUAUUUUUUCAAAUAUGCUAUGGGUAUGGUAGAUUCCAGAAUGGAAUGCACACAAGGUCUAUACAGUAUAUAUGCAUCCAUCCAUUUAUUUUCGUUGCUGAUUAUCCUCACAAGGGUUGUGGGGAGUGCUGGAGCCUAUCCCAGUUGUCAACGGGCGAGACGCAGGGUACACCCUGAAUUGGGUGCCAGCCAAUCCAGGGCACAUAGAGACAGUCACACCUAGGGGCAAUUUAGAGUGUCCAAUUAAUGCUGCAUGUUUUUGGAAUGUGGGAGGAAACCCACACAGGCACGGGAGACCAUUCAAACUCCACGCAGCCAGGUCCAGGAUUGAACCCGGGACCUCAGAACUGUGAACAGAACACUUCACCAGCUGAUCCACCGUGCCGCCACAGUAUAUAUAUUUUACCCCAAAAUCAAAUUGUACUAUUAUGGUACCAAUAAAUUAUUUUAAAUUAUUAUUCAUUCAUCAUCAUUCAUCUCGAGAGUAGAUUAAGGGGGGGAAUAACAAUUACAGUGUACGCAAAUGUAGUUUCAAAAUUAUUCCAUCAGAUGUCACUGCAUAAUCAUUUAUUUCCGUGGUAGCGGCCUGUUUCUUGUUUCUGUCAUCUAUUCAUGCAUGUAAUAAAAAAAAAAAUAACAGUGAAGAAAACAUGCAUAUUUUACCAUUUAACACAUAUUUUACACCGUAUUGCAUCAUUGUAGGUACACAAAAACAUCUAUUGCGUUAUGUGUAUAAAUGUGAAGUGAAGUGGCAACAAAGACAAGGCCAUUCAUAGAUCUGCGUGGAUGUUUUAAAGGGGGUUUUCUGAAAGUAUUACAAGUACAAUAAUGUUGUCUGGCAGCACAUCCGCAUCCCAGUUCUGACGACUGGGGUUCAAACCCCGGCCGACCUGUGUGGAGUUUACAUGUUCUCCCUGCGCGUGCGUUGGUUUUCCCCGGGCACUCCAGUUUCCUUUCACAUCCCCGAAACAUGCAUAGUAGGUUAAUUGAAGACUCUAAAUUGCACGUGAGCGUGAAUGAGCGUGUUCAAUGUGCUCUGAGAUUGACAGCUGGAAUAGGCUCCAGCACUCUCGUGACCCUUGUGAGGGUAAAUAGCUCAGAAAAUGGAUGGAUGGAUAAAACACUAAUUUAUGCAUAUGUUGUAAGAUUUUUGUCUUUUGUUUUUUUGGUCAAUGUUCCGUGAUGUAUGGGAACGCUAUUAUACCAAACCAACGAUUCUGGAAGUACUAGAAGUGGAAUACGAGAAGUUAUGUCUUCCAGCUCACAACAGUACUUGGUGAAAUCAGUUAAUGCGGUUCCCAGGUGACUUGAGAAACUGCUGGCUAAUGCUGGCACCGGUAUCGUAUUUUAAA
Messenger RNA from Syngnathoides biaculeatus (alligator pipefish), 4279 nucleotides. RefSeq lists its product as uncharacterized. Gene Ontology annotation, molecular function: zinc ion binding. The transcript has 4 exons. The record is from RefSeq and is a predicted model, not a curated record. The coding region runs from base 59 to 1873 and encodes 604 amino acids. NCBI's taxonomy places the organism in Eukaryota, Metazoa, Chordata, Actinopteri, Syngnathiformes, Syngnathidae.